Talaromyces amestolkiae is the source of this 579-nucleotide messenger RNA. RefSeq lists its product as uncharacterized. The transcript has a single exon. Gene Ontology annotation, biological process: fatty acid beta-oxidation. NCBI's taxonomy places the organism in Eukaryota, Fungi, Ascomycota, Eurotiomycetes, Eurotiales, Trichocomaceae. Gene Ontology annotation, molecular function: enoyl-CoA hydratase activity. Gene Ontology annotation, cellular component: mitochondrion. The record is from RefSeq and is a predicted model, not a curated record. The coding region runs from base 1 to 579 and encodes 192 amino acids.
AUGAACAAAGCCGGCGUGGUAAAUAGCAUGGAGGCACCCGGUCUAGCCGGUCUCCCACGCCGCUCUGGCAAAAAGCCGAUAAUCGCCGCCGUCAACGGUAUCUGUAUGGGCGGCGGAUUCGAGAUGGUCGCCAACUGCGACAUGGUCCUAGCUUCUGCAUCAGCCAUCUUCGCCUUACCAGAAGUGAAGCGCGGAAUAGUGCCCGUGGCCGGAUGUCUGCCCCGAUUAACUCGGACUAUUGGCCUACAGCGGACUAUGGAUCUAGUCCUCACUGGCAGGAACGUGACGGCUCAAACACUUUUCGAAUGGGGACUUGUGUCCCGAGUCAUUGACUUGAAUGACGAUGUGGUCCACGCUGCAGUGCAAGUGGCUGAAGAAAUGUGCAGAAACAGUCCAGACGCGCUGAUUGUUGGUCGACAGGCAAUCCGGCUGAGCUGGGAGACUAAUAGUGUGGAGGAAGCUGUGUCGGCCGUAGCCGCUGAGUCGUAUCCCAGCUUGGUGGCUGGGUCCAACUUUGCCGAGGGUAUUCAGGCGUUUGUGGAAAAGAGAUCGCCAGUUUGGGUGAACUCGAAGCUGUAA